AUGAAAGAUUUCUUGGUUCAGUUAGAUGAUUUACCGGAUGAAACUCUUAUGUCUAUAUUUAAAAAAUUGUGCAAUUUUGAAGUACUUUAUUAUUUAAUGGAUGUUAAUCAACGAAUCAAUAGAAUUGCACGUGAUAGAAUUUUUACUCAUCAUUUAUGUUUAUUAGAAUAUUGUCGAAUCGACGAUUCUUCGAUUCCAUUAUCAGGUCCAAUACUUGGUCGGUUUUGUUCAAAAAUUUUGCCUGAAAUUGGACAUCAAAUUGAAACUCUCUAUCUUGAAAGAACAUCAAUAGAACGUGUACUUCGUGCUACAAACUAUCCAAAUUUAAAUAACCUUGGUUUAUGUGAUAUAGACGACGAUAAACUAGUUAUGUCUCUCUUCUGAUGUUUAAAACUCAAUCCAUAUUUACCCAUUAGUGGCACUUUGUUUCUUGGUAUGACACUUGAAACUGCUAUCUCUCCAACUUUAUUAGAAUUACAUAUCAAUGUCUCUGAUAUGACAGACUUUAAUCAUAUACUAGAUGGACGCUUUGAUCAACUUCGAAUACUUUAUAUUAACAUUGAUAGUAUUGGGAUUUACUAUCCCUAUAAAGAACUAAAUGUAGAUAGUUUUAAUAAAUCACUUGUGCCAUUUCUACGUCGAAUGAUAAAUUUGGAAGAACUUGAUUUAAAUAUUAACGUUCUAUGUUAUGAAAAAGUUAUUGAUGGUGAUAUAUUGAAGAAAGAUAUUAUGAUUUAUAUGACACGAUUAUAUAAAUUCACAUUUAAUAUUUGUUCAACCAUUAAACAUCGUAAUCAAACCAAUUUUUCAUUAAAUGAAUCUAUUGCAAAAACAUUUAAAAUUUUUUCUAAUGAUCAAAUAAUUACUAGUAUCAAUCAUUUCGAAAGAUAUAGUAAAUGCCGUAUUUAUUCAUGUCCAUAUCAAUGGAGAACGUAUGAUGAUAUAACAAACAAUUUUCGAGAUGGAUUAUUUACCAAUGUUACUCAAGUAUCAUUAUAUGAUGAACAUCCAUUUGAAGAUGAAUUUUUUCUUCGAAUUUCCAAAUCAUUUCCAUUUAUGAAACAAUUAAAAAUACACAAUUUGAAAGCUCAACAGAAUAAAUCAAACAAUGAUAAUCAAAUGUUAUCAACUAUUAAAUAUCCCAAUCUUACUCGACUGGAUCUUUUGCAUACUCAUGAUGAUUAUAUUGAACUAUUUUUAUUUAAUAUGAAGAUGUCUUUGCCAAAUAACCUUCAUCUUCGUGGUCGUUAUCAAUCACUGAAAAGAGUGACACAAAAUUUUACAAGAUAUAUAACAGAAAAUAAUUGUACUAAACUUGCUACUCUAUAUAUUUUAAUAGUGAAUCAAACUGAUGAAUGUCAUAUCAAAAAAUAUUUUCCUUAUACAUGUAUUCAUAAUAGUGGUGAUUUUUUAUUGUCUAAAUAA
Messenger RNA from Adineta steineri, 1425 nucleotides. NCBI's taxonomy places the organism in Eukaryota, Metazoa, Rotifera, Eurotatoria, Adinetida, Adinetidae. The record is from the annotation of a GenBank genome assembly.